AUGAGUAAUUCUGGCUGGAACAAUGAGGCGUGCCUGGCUGCCGCUAAAGAAUUAAGACAGUCCUUCCAAAAAUCCGGGGGAAAGAAUGCCAUGCGCAACACCGGUAGGGACAAAGGCAAUCGCAGCAGUAGCAGCUCUAUCCCCAUGAAGCGACAAGAAUCGUUCCAGCACACACCUCGCCCAGCCCCUCCUCCCCCUGGAAAUCUCAACGUACCCCCUCCUAGCCGUCGCAAUUAUACUGAGACUCUCGUGUCUGACACUCGACAGAUUCCCCGUGGACCUAUUAUGAAAGGAAGUUUGGAUUUCUUAAACCGGACAGAUUCAACCAUUCAGAAGUCUUCCGAUUCUGUACAAGCAAAGGCAACUCAUACUGAAGAUGUAGCCAAACAAGCUAGAAGCUCUAAUAUGCCCUCGACACCUGCCAGUAGAAGCAUUGCCACUGUUAAGGUAAACCAUGAGAGCGCCGCGGAAGACCACAACAUCCCUAAACCCGUUCCUGCUCCUGCUCCUACUCCCGCUACCCCGGAAGCCCCCAAGGCGGGUAGCAAUGUUGACCUUCUUCGAGGCUUGACGACCCCUGAACCAAUCCAAUGUGCAGUUGAGGUCAACAUGGGAUCUAGUAAUAUGGCAGAAACAUUCUUCUCUUUUAUGUCGCAGGAUUCGGACGAAGAAUCGGAGGAUGCGCUUGAUACAGAAGCAGAAGACAAGGCUGUGAAUAAGUCCAACGCGACUAAAUUCUUGAGAUACACCUCUGACGACUUAUUGAAGCUAAGGGCCAAUGCAAAGAACGAUGUGCUGCCACUUGACAGCAUUGUGAAGCGUAUCAGCACGGUGGGAGACACCAACACGGUGGGGGACACCAACACGGUGGGAGACACCAACACACCUGCAAAAACCAAGACCAUUGGAAACUCUAGUAGCAUGGCAAAGCACACCGUCAUGGGAAAUGCCAUCGCCAUCGGGAAGUCGAAGCUCGCGGCUGCGAUAGGCAAGGCUUCCAUUCACCUUACACUCCCGCAGCAAACUAGUUCUCAUCGUUCGACUAAAGUCAACCCGCAGGUCACACCGAUUAAGCUGACCAUCACCGAACCUGAUGCAGUACAAGCUUCUACGAAAAUCGAUUCUCGAUCUGGAGUGACUCAAAACGUUAUCGGCAAACUUGAAGUUCCCCAAGUUCAGGCUAAGCCCAAACCCGAGACUGCAGUUGUCCAGAAGGUUGACGACAAGUCCUGCCACGAAGUGGUACAGAAGAUUCUUGAUGGAACUGAGAUUCCCCAAACCCAGGCCAAACCCCAAUCACAUGCCACAACUGUGGUUUCCAAGCCCAAGGCCGCAGACAAUCAUAAGCCCAGUGAUCAAGCUACCCCACAAGGAGAGACUCGAGGUAAGACCGAGACAUCCAAGAAAUUAGAUAGCCCAAAACUUCGCCCACAAGCACCCGGUUUUGUACCGGCGGCUCCUGCUGCUUCACUCUCGUCUUCAGAGAUGAUGCUCGAGUCUGCUCAAGGUGCUGGUUCGCUGGUUGCAAGUCCCUUAGCGGAUUACCAGACAGCAACUCCAAAUGUUAUGCCAGAAAGUUUGGUUCAUUCUGCUCCAUCUUCUGGGCAGAUUAUUGCAGUUACACCGAUCCAGUUUGCUGACGGACAUGUUGUUCCAGGGCCAUCAAGCGGCCUCUAUAUCAUCCACCCAGCACCUUCCCUGGACCAGAUGCCAACCCCUAGGAUGCAGAUGUCAACCUCUGGGAUGCAAAUGUCCACCCCCGGGAUGCAGAUGCAUCUGGGGACAUUUUCUGCCGACUUAUCCAUCCGGGAGAUAGAGAGCAGUAACGCGGCAGCUCAUACUGUAAGGCAGAGAAAGCCGACCAAGGGGUUGACUGCGUCUAUGUGGGCUAAUUCGUCCAACCGCUGA
Fusarium sp. VM40 is the source of this 1908-nucleotide messenger RNA. The record is from the annotation of a GenBank genome assembly. NCBI's taxonomy places the organism in Eukaryota, Fungi, Ascomycota, Sordariomycetes, Hypocreales, Nectriaceae.